This is a messenger RNA of Pipistrellus kuhlii (Kuhl's pipistrelle), 5793 nucleotides long. RefSeq names its product MN1 proto-oncogene, transcriptional regulator (gene MN1). The coding region runs from base 1567 to 5709 and encodes 1380 amino acids. The transcript is spliced from 2 exons. The record is from RefSeq and is a predicted model, not a curated record. NCBI's taxonomy places the organism in Eukaryota, Metazoa, Chordata, Mammalia, Chiroptera, Vespertilionidae. Gene Ontology annotation, biological process: regulation of DNA-templated transcription.
CCUUCGAAGCCUGCGCGCCCUCUCCGCCCCGACGCGCUGGGAGGAGGCCGGGGCGCGCGCCCCCAAGCGCCCUGGGCCCGGACCCCCCGGCCAGACCGCGCGCGGGGGACCCUGGAGUUGGCCAAGUGCGGGUUCGUAGGGGCGGGAGGGGGGGGGACACCUCGGCAGCCAGGACCCGGGACCACCUUAACGGAGAGCCCCGCCCCGCGCCCGGCUCGCGCGGCGCUGAUUGGUGCGCAGGCAAUGGCUGCAAUUGAUUGCUGAAAUGCAAAACUUGUUGCUGCUUCUCUCCGCGCCGGGCGAGAGGCAGACACCGAGGAGAGGGGAGCGGAGACCCUCGGAGCGCCCCACGCAGCGCCCCCCACCCCGCCACCCCCCGUGAGCCAGGAGAGAGGGGCGCGCGGACCCCCCAGAGCCGCCCCCGCCCCCGCAGCCCGCGCUCCGGGAGCUCCGCGGGAACGCCCGAGCCGGCUCGCCCGGUGUGGUCCUCCAGCCCGCGGACGCCCCCCGCCCGUCCCGGGUCCGAGCGAGGGGGGACUCGCGGAGCAGCUCAGCAGCGCGGAGGCAGAGAGCCCGAGCCUCGGAGAGACCCGACCCCUCGUUUUCGCCGCCCGUCCGAGCUGGAACCGGGCGCCGAGACCCCCGCGAACUCAGGAGACCGGACCGCGCGGAGGACCCAGAGCUGCAGCCGGCGGACCUGGCAGCGGAGCGGCGCGCGGGGGUGCAGCGCACCGGCCCCGGAGCGGAGGGGACGGUGCCUCCCCCCGACCCCCACCCCCUGCAACCCACGGGUCCAACCCCGGGUGCCCGCUGCGCCCUCGGCUCGGGGCAGCCGGCGCGGGUGAUGCCGAGCGGAGCCGCCUCCAGCCCUCCGACCCGCUGAAGAAGAGACAGCAGCCGCUUCUGCUCGGGGCCGACAGACAGGGACUGUGCGAGCGGAUCGUGUUGGCGGCGGCGGCGGCUCGAGCUGCACGGAGCGCGCGCGCGAGGACUCCGGGGGAGCGGGGAGGGCCGGCUCCGUCCGCGCCCCGGCGCCGGCCGCGGCUUUAGAGGGGUCUCUCCGCCCGGCCCCCCAGCAGCUCGGCUCCGGACUCACUCCCAGAGGCUUCGGGCGGCUUCCCGGGGCUCCCCGCCCGGGACCCGUGUGGACUUGAGAAGGUGAUCGCUCUGCUUUCCCUGCCUCCGACCCUCCUGCCUCCUUCUCUCCCCCUCACCGCCCCCCGCACUGAACUUUUUGUCUCCGCUGCUCGCCUGCAGCUCUGCUCCCUCCCCGCAAACCUGUGCCACCCGCCCGGGGCAUGGGCCCUCCGACCCGGCUCCCGGAGGCCCCGCGGAGCCGCACGAUGUGAGAGGCCCGCGUGGGGCAGAGCCGGAGCUCCGGGAGGGAAGCGGAGAAGCGGAGGAGCCCCAGCCUGCGCCGGCCGGGAGCGGGGGCGGCGCGCACUGCGGCCCCGGGCCCCGGGGGCCGGAGCGGGUAGCUAACGGGCCGGAGGAGGAGGCGCGCGGCGGCGGCGGCGAGCAGGCUGUCAUGCCCUAUUGAUCCCCCCGCACCCCCCGCCGCCAAGUAUGUUUGGGCUGGACCAGUUCGAGCCCCAGAUCCCCCACAGCAGGAGCGCUGCCGCCGGCCAGGGCGAGAGGAACUUCCACGAGGCCGGACUGAGCAUGAACACCCACUUUAAGGCGCCGGCUUUCCACGCGGGGGGCCCUCCCCCGGGCGCCGUGGACCCCGCCCUGAGCGCGCUGGGCGAGCCCCCGCUCCUGGGCAUGAACAUGGAGCCGUACGGCUUCCACCCCGCGCCGCGCGGCCACUCCUCGGAGCUGCACGCCGCGGGGGGGCUGCAGGCGCAGCCGGCGGUGCACGGCUUCUUCGGGGGCCAGCAGCCGCCGCCGCACCAGCACCACCACGGCCACCCCCACCCCCACCAGCACCACCCUCACUUCGGGGGCAACUUCGGGGGCCCGGACCCGGGGGCCUCCUGCCUGCACGGGGGCCGCCUGCUCGGCUACGGCGGCGGCGGCGGUGGCGGCGGCGGUGCAGGCGGAGGCCUGGGCAGCCAGCCGCCCUUCGCCGAGGGUUACGAUCCGAUGGCGGAGAGCCCGGGGCCUGAGAGCUUCGGCCCCCCGCCGCAGCGGCCCCCCGGGGGGACCCUCCCGGACUUCCACAGCUCGGGGGGCGCCUCGGGCCACGCCGUGCCGGCCCCGUGCCUGCCGCUGGACCAGAGCCCCAACCGGGCCGCCUCCUUCCACGGCCUCCCCGCCUCCAGCGGCUCCGACGCGCACAGCCUGGAGGGCCGGAGGGUGGCGACCCAAGGAGCCGUCGUCGACUCGCUGGAAUACAGUUACCCGGGCGAGGCGCCCUCGGGACACUUCGACAUGUUCUCUUCGCCCUCGGAGGCCGAGGGGCAGCUGCCUCAUUACGCGGCGGCGGCGGCGGGGCGCCAGGUUCCGGGGGGCGCUUUCCCCGGGGCCUCGGCGGCGGCGCUGCCCAGGGCUGCGGGCAUGGUGGGCUUGUCCAAGAUGCACGCCCAGCAGCAGCAGCAGCAGCAGCACGGCGGCGUCUUCUUCGAGAGGUUCGGCGGGGCCCGCAAGCUGCCGGUGGGCUUGGAGCCGAGCGGGGUAGCCUCCAGGCACCCCCUGAUGCAGCCCCCGCCGCAGGCCCCGCCGCCCCCGCCGCAGCAGCAGCCCCCGCAGCAGCCUCAGCAGCCGCCGCCUCCGCAGCAGCAGCAACAGCAGCAGCAGCCGCCGCCCGGGCUCCUGGUCCGACAGAACUCGUGCCCACCCGCGCUCCCGCGGCCCCAGCCCGGCGAGGCGGGCACCCCCGGCGGCGGCGGCGGCGGCCUGCAAGACGGGGGGCCCCUGCUGCCCAGCCAGCACGCGCAGUUCGAGUACCCCAUCCACCGGCUGGAGAACCGGAGCAUGCACCCUUACUCGGAGCCCGUGUUCAGCAUGCAGCAGCAGCAGCAGCAGCACCCUCCUCCUCUCCCUCCCCCGCAGCAGGCGCCCCACCAGCGGCUGCAGCAUUUCGACGCGCCCCCCUACAUGAGCGUGGCCAAGAGGCCGCGCCUGGACUUCCCGGACCGCUGCGCCUCGUGGAGCGGCGGCGGCGGCGGCGGCGGCGGCGGCGGCCUGGACAACCACCUCUCGCCCUCGGCCUAUCCGGGCCUCCCCGGCGAGUUCACGCCGCCGGUGCCCGACAGCUUCCCCGCCGGGCCGCCCCUGCAGCACCCGGGCCCGGACCCCCAGGCCCUGCAGCACCAGCAGCACCAGCAGCAGCAGCAGCAGCAGCGCCAGAACGCGGCCCUCAUGAUCAAGCAGAUGGCAUCGCGCAACCAGCAGCAGCAGCAGCGGCUGCGCCCGCCCAGCAGCCUGGCCCCGCUCGGCCACCCGGGGGACGUGGGCCCGGGCGGCCUGGUGCACGGCUUGGCCCAGCCGAGCUUUGAGCGCGAAAGCGGCGGCGGAGGGGGUGCGGGGCGCCUGGGCGCCUUCGAGCAGCAGCACUUGGCGCCGGAGAGCGCGUGGUUCCCGGGUCCCCACGCGCCCCCGGGGGACCUGCUGGCCCGCCGCAUGGGGGGCGGCGCGGGGCUGCAGCCCGCGGACUGCGGCGGCGGCGGCCCGCACGACCCCGGCCUGGCGCCGCCACCCCCUCCUCCUCCGCCCGGCGGCGGCGGCGGCUCGGGGGGCGUGCUGUUCCGGGGUCCCCCCCUGCAGGAGCCGCUGAGGAUGCCCGGGGAGGGCCACGUGCCCGCGCUGCCCUCCCCGGGCGGCGGCGGCCUGCAGUUCGGGGGCGGCCUGGCCGGCCUGGGGCAGCUGCAGUCGCCGGGGGCGGCGGGCGGCGUGGGGCUGCCUAGCGCGGCGCCCUCGGAGCGCAGGCCCCCUCCUCCGCCCGAUUUCGCCGCGUCCGCGCUCGGGGGCCAGCCGGGCUUCCCGUUCUCCAGCCGGCAGGCCACCCCGCACGGCGGCCCGGGCGUGAGCUCGCCCCCGAGCGCCGGGGGCGGCGGCACCGGAGGCGGAGGCACCGGGGGCGCGUACCCGCCGCAGCCCGACUUCCCGGCCGGCCAGCGCGCCUCGGCCAGCAAGCUGGGCGCGCUCUCGCUCGGCUCCUUCAGCAAGCCCAGCUCCAAGGACAACCUGUUCGGCCAGAGCUGCCUGGCCGCGCUCUCCACCGCCUGCCAGAACAUGAUCGCCAGCCUGGGCGCCCCCAACCUCAACGUGACCUUCAACAAGAAGAACCCGCCCGAGGGCAAGAGGAAGCUGAGCCAGAACGAGGCCGCCGAGGGCGCGGCGGCGGUGGCCUGCAACCCAGGCUCUGAUUACUACCCGGGAGGAGGAGGAGGAGGAGGGACUGCUCCGGGGGCCCCGGGGCCUGGGGGAGGACCCCCGGGGACCAGUAGCAGCAGCAACAAAACCUCUGGGCCGCCCAACCCUGCCUCCCAGGGGGACAGCACCAGCCUCUCCCCAAACUACACCCUGGAGUCCACGUCGGGGAACGACGGCAAGCCGGUCCCCGGGGGCAGUGGCCGGGGCCGGGGGCGCAGAAAAAGGGACAGUGGGCACGUGAGCCCGGGGACCUUUUUUGAUAAGUACUCGGCGGCCCCACCCCCGGACAGCGGGCCCGGGGUCAGCCCAGGCCAGCAGCAGCCUCAGCAGCCUGGCUCGGCCCUGGGGGGAGGCUCCACCGAGGCCCGCGGGGCGCCCACGCCCCAUGAGAAAGCGCUCACCUCGCCCUCCUGGGGCAAAGGGGCCGCAGAACUGCUGCUGGGGGACCAGCCGGACCUCAUGGCCUCCCUGGACGGCGGUGGUGGCGGUGCCAAGUCCGACGGCAGCUCCCCGCACGUCGUGGGCGAGUUCGCCUCCUCGGACGAGGUGAGCAGCAGCGGCUACGCCAACAACGAGGACGAAGUGUCAUCCAGCUCGGACAACCCCCAAGCCCUGGGGGCCAAAGCCGCCACCGGCAGGAGCCCCCUGGUGAUGACAGGUUCGCCCAAACUGCCUCCCAAGGCGGCGCCCCCGGCCCCGCUCGGCCUGGGCAUCAUGUCUACCUCUACCUCGACCCCUGACAGCUAUGGCAGCGGCCACCCGGGCACGCCGGGCCUGGAGCAGGUCCGGACCCCGACGGGCAGCGGCGGGGGCAGCAGCAGCAGCAGCAGCAGCAGCAGCAGCGCUGGGGUGGCACCACCGCCCCCCGACGAGAUCCAUCCCCUGGAGAUCCUCCAGGCCCAGAUCCAGCUGCAGAGGCAGCAGUUCAGCAUCUCCGAGGACCAGCCCCUGGGGCUCAAGGGGGGCAAGAAGGGCGAGUGUGCCGUCGGCGGCGGGGGCGCCCAGAACGGAGACAGCGGCGAGCUGGGCGGCUGCUGCUCCGAGGCGGUCAAGAGCGCCAUGAGCACCAUCGACCUGGACUCCCUGAUGGCCGAGCACGGCGCCGCCUGGUACAUGCCCGCCGACAAGACCCUGGUGGACGGGCCCGAGGACGACAAGACGCUGGCGCCCUGGGAGAAGGCCAAGCCCCAGAACCCCAGCAGCAAAGAAGCCCACGACCUCCCCGCGAACAAGGCCCCCGCGGCCCAGCCCGGCAGCCAUCUGCAGUGCCUGUCUGUCCACUGCACAGACGACGUGGGCGACGCCAAGGCCCGAGCCUCCGUGCCCACCUGGCGGUCCCUGCACUCCGACAUCUCCAACCGGUUUGGGACGUUCGUGGCCGCCCUCACUUGAACAGACAAGAAUGCCCCCUGCCCCUGCACCAGGCCCCUCCCUCCCCUCCCCUCCCCUCCCCUCCCCUCCCCUCCCCCCCCCUCC